AUGGCAGGGAAGAAAGCGAUUUCAGUCUCGCAAUUUGCCGAGCACUUCCGUCGUGCCUGGCUGGGUACACAAGAGAAGUUUUAUUCCGGUCGGAGCCUCGAUCGAAAUGACUUCAAUCAGCUGCCUCGCAAGCUCGGCCUCGCCGUUAGCGGCGGUGCCGACUCUAUGGCACUUGCAUAUCUAUGUCGCCAACUAGAACGUUCGGCCCUGGCUGGGAAGAUUUCAGUCACUGCGUUCGUGGUUGACCAUCGUGCCCGGGCAGAAAGCAGCCAAGAAGCACGGACUGUUGCCGGCUGGCUUCAUGCAAUGGGUAUCAAGACGGAGAUCCUGGAGCUGGACUGGGCUCAAUUUGCAAAGCAAGACAGUUCAGGCCAUGCGAAAGGAAAUUCGACUUUACCAUCAGCCUUUGAAACCCACGCCCGUCAUCUACGAUUUCGGGCCCUUGGUAUGGCCUGUCGAGAGAGGGACAUUAACGCCUUACUUAUGGGUCAUCACCAGGAUGACUCAGUGGAGACUACUAUCUGGCGACUAAGCUCUGGAGGAAGAGGUGCUGGCCUCUCCGGAAUUCCUGAAGUUGCUCGAAUCCCCGAGUGCCACGGUCUGUUCGGGGUCUCCGAGAGCGGUUCGUCUGUCAACUUGUCUGAUCAUGGCAGCCAUGGUCGCGCACCAGUCCAACUCCAAGUCGACGACAAGAAUAAAGGGAGUAUCAUUUUCAACCCACAGACAAUCCAACAGAACACCGGCAAACAAAAACAAAAGUCAACAAGCACCUCAUCACCCAAAACCUCAAGCCCACUCACCUUGUCAGACGUCCCCGUUGCAACCGGCGGUAUUCACAUCUGUCGCCCUCUCCUUUCAUUUCCUAAAGCUAGCAUACUGGAAACCUGCCGCCAAAAUAACAUUCCCUACGUCUCUGAUCCAACCAAUUUCGACCCAACCCUGACCCCGCGCAAUGCCAUCCGCAGCAUGCUCGCCUCAAACUCUCUACCGCGGGCAUUACAGGCACCGUCUAUUCUCUCCCUGAUCCGCUCAAGUCAAUCUUUCCUCCACACAUCAACCGAAUUCUCAAACCAACUGCUCGCAUCAAGAUGUCGUAUUCUCAACUUGAACUUGAAAGCGGGCAUAAUGGUUCUUCAGAUCAAGGAUCUCCCUGCAUUCUUAGAUCCCCUGCAGUCUCAAUUACCCGCUUCUCGUCUAUUCCAGAUCCAAUCUCUCACCCUCCGACGCAUCACCGAAAUCAUCUCCCCCUUCCAUGGAAAUCAUUUCCCACUACGCAGUUACGAGCCUUUUGUCCCACGCAUAUUCGGUCAUCAAGACGGCCAAGAUGGAUCGAAGGAAUCAUCAUUCAUUCCUGGACAGAAUUUCACACUGGGCGGCGUGAUGUACCAUCCCCUUGCCGUGAAACAUCAGCUAGGUCCAGUCCCCGGUGGCAAAAAUCUAUGGCUCCUGACUCGCCAGCCAUUCUUCAAGAACAAAGGCCCCGUCACUCGACUUGAUGUUACCUUCGCGCCUACAAAAUCACACAAGUCUAAUCCCGGCACAACACUAUCUCCAGGGUUCACUCCGUGGACAUUAUGGGAUGAUAGAUACUGGUUCCGUUUCAAAGUCACUCCCACCAGCAAGAACCAAGAGAAGCGGUCAAGCGAGACACGCAACAUGACACUUCUCGUCCGUCCACUUGUUAAGACGGAUCUUCAAAGAAUUCGCGUUGAUCCCAAACUGAUACCGCAAAUAAAACGCAACAAGAAAUGGUUCUCAUUGGUCAUUCAUACCAGGCUUAGGAACCUCCUGGCCGAAGAGUGUCCAGGGUCGGCACGAUUCACGCUUCCAGUGUUGGCUAUAGAAAAGCCUAGCGACAUGCCAUGGUCACCGGAUUAUGAGCACGACCAGCUGGUAGCUCUGCCAACUUUUGAUUUCCAAUUGGAUGCACUGUCAUCGCAAAGGGGGCCUAACGUAGUAGAAUUCACUUACGGGGGAGAAAAGUGGAAAGUGACGUGGGAAUGGAUGUACAAAAUGGUUGACACAGAGGCAAUUCGCCUUAUGGGCGGGCCUGUCAAAGUUGAAGCUGAAUCGGCUAGUGUACACAACAAUAAGGUAUGA
Molecule: messenger RNA, 2100 nt
Organism: Penicillium subrubescens
Lineage: Eukaryota; Fungi; Ascomycota; Eurotiomycetes; Eurotiales; Aspergillaceae
Product: tRNA lysidine(34) synthetase
Exons: 3
Coding region: 1-2100 (699 amino acids)
Biological process (GO): tRNA processing
Molecular function (GO): ATP binding; ligase activity, forming carbon-nitrogen bonds
Source: RefSeq, a predicted model, not a curated record